CACAAACGUGAACUGUCUAAAGCCCAACACUUCAAAACAACUAGCAGCAAGCUGUUAAAAAUGGAAGCUUUCAUAAAGAUUAUUUUAAGUUGUAUAUUUGUUGCUUUCCUGGCCAUCAGAUGGACCAACAAUUUUGAUGCAGAAUCUCUCAGAGGUGCCAAAGUAUUGGUGACUGGGUCCAGUAAAGGCAUCGGCGAACAAAUGGCAUAUCAUUACGCCCGCUUUGGAGCAAAGAUUGUUAUUACAGCAAGAAGCAAGGACACACUACAGAAGGUAGUAGAAAAGUGUCUGAGUUUGGGAGCCCAGGAGGCUUUUUAUAUAGCAGCAGACAUGUCCAAUGAGUCUGACCUUGAUCGAGUGGUAGAUUUUGCCUUGAAGAAGCUGGGAGGUUUGGAUUACCUGGUUCUCAAUCACAUCGGCUCGACCCGUGUCGCCAUGUGGGAUGGAGACGUAGAACAUGCCAAGUGGCUGAUGAAGAUCAAUUUCUUCAGCUAUAUUCAGAUGGCCUGGAAAGCUUUGCCCUCUCUUGAGAAAAAUAAAGGAUCGCUGGUGAUUGUUUCCUCACUUGCAGGUAAAAUGCCCAGUCCCUUAACAGCUCCAUACGUCUCAACAAAAAGUGCCUUGAAUGGGUUCUUUGGGUCUCUUCGUCAUGAGUUGGCUAUGAAGAAGAGCAAUGUGUCCAUCUCUGUGUGCACACUGGGGCUCAUUGAUACCGAAACAGCUAUGAGCAAAGUCAAGGGAAAGGUUAACAUGCCAGCCUACCCCGCCACAGAGGCCGCCCUGAACAUCAUCAUUACAGGAGCUACGAGACAGCCAGAGCUUUUCUACCCCUGGUUCACAUACAUUUGGACUCUCACCAAAGAUUGGAUUCCUUCUUUUACAGACUAUGUGGUCCAGCGUUCCUACAACUACAACCCAUGAAGAACAUUUAUCUGAAGCACAAUUAUACACCUCUUUAAUUAAAAACACAGAAAUUUGGCUUGGAUGUUGGCUUACAGCUUUGCCAUUGAUUUUUUUUAUGUUGAUGUACACACUGGGCAGGAUUAUACCAUGGACAGCUCGUCUGUAGCCGGUAUAUGUCACUUCCAUUCCUCCUAAUCUUAGCCUUCAUAUUUUAAUACACCCAGUUUUAUGGCAUAAUCUUUGACUUUUCCAGUUUCCACUUUUCUCGCCUUGCUUUUGAGAGCUGUCCAGUUAUGAAAUGUCUACGGGGAAAAAAGCUUACGGCUUGAAAUUGUUUCAUUUUCGUCUCCCUCAAAGAGAUUAGCUCCUAUCUGCAUAGCACAGCCACCGCUGUCCAACCGUUACUGCACCACUAAGUGAAAAUUCAGAAAGAAGACACCUGAUUUACUACAAAUAAGACAACUCUCUCUGUCUCUCACACACACUUUCCUUUCAGGAUUUUCAGCCAUGAAUGGUAUAUUAAAGUUUCACA
Pelmatolapia mariae (spotted tilapia) is the source of this 1435-nucleotide messenger RNA. Its product is annotated as hydroxysteroid 11-beta-dehydrogenase 1-like protein. The transcript is spliced from 6 exons. The record is from RefSeq and is a predicted model, not a curated record. Gene Ontology annotation, molecular function: oxidoreductase activity. Lineage: Eukaryota; Metazoa; Chordata; Actinopteri; Cichliformes; Cichlidae. Gene Ontology annotation, cellular component: intracellular membrane-bounded organelle. The coding region runs from base 61 to 921 and encodes 286 amino acids.